CCCAGCCGUACUGUGCUACGUUCUGCGUCAAUGGCCGAGAAGGAAUCGGCGGAGCUCCCGGGCAGUUUCCAGGGAGAGGCUCUCCAGGCUCCCGCCCCGGAGGUCUUGGGGGUCCCUGCGGUGCCCCCGGCCCCCAAUGCAGCCGGCAGCAGCAGAAAAACACCCUGGAAGAUUCCUCCACUGUCUCCUCCGUGUGAUGAAGGGACAAGAGCCGCCAUGCAGCCAACUGGGGAUGGGGUAUCCUUUGAGGAGGUGGCUGUGUAUUUCACCCAGGAGGAGUGGACUCUGCUGCGCCCUGCCCAAAGAGCUCUGUACAAGGAAGUCAUGCUGGAGAAUUUUAGGAACGUGGUCUCUGUGGGACCUCAGGUUGCCAAACCAGAUCUCAUAUCCUGGCUGGAAGAAGAGGAAGAACUGUUUCUUGUGGGCUGUGAGGAAGAGCCGGGACUGGCAGGAGGAGCUCUAUGGAAGUCAGAGAAUGAAGCAAAAGAACUCCCAGGGAUGGAGAGAGAAUAUACAUCUUCAAAUGUGAAGAAUAAUUUUGAAUAUUUGGAUGUACCAUGGACGGAGGAGGGAAAACAGCCACAGGGUGGUAACUAUCAGGAAAACAAGAAGAAAGAGAUCACUGCUAGCAGGGAAACUCAGAAAUCAAUUAUUAAUGUGCAACAGAACACCUCUAACAGAAAGAAAUUAUAUCAGUGUGUGGAGUGUAAAAAAGUGUUUGAGAGAAAAGACAACCUAGUUUCCCAUCAAAGAAUUCAUACAGGAGAGAAACCAUAUAAAUGUUUGGUGUGCAAGAAAAGCUUCCGUUACUUUUCAAACCUUAGCGUCCAUAAAAGAGUUCACACUGGGGAAAAAAUGUAUAAAUGCCUGGAAUGUGGAAAAACCUUUCGUAAUAGUGGGAACCUUGUUUCCCAUCAAAAAAUUCACACUGGGGAGAAGCCAUAUAAAUGUCUGGAGUGUGGGAAAAGUUUUAAUCGGGGUGACAAGCUCACUUUGCACUAUAGAAUUCACAGAGGGGAGAAGCCCUAUAAAUGUCUGGAGUGUGGGAAAACCUUCAGAUGGAGUAGUCAGCUUAUUUCUCACCAAAGAAUUCACACAGGGGAGCAACCAUAUCAAUGCCUGGAGUGUGAGAAAAGUUUUCAUGCCCGAGGAGGACUAAUAUAUCAUCAACAAACACAUUUGGGGGAAAAAAAAUAUAAAUGCAUGGAGUGUGGGAAAAGUCUCAGUGAUCGUGGAAGGCUUACUGUUCAUCAAAGGAUUCAUACAGGGGAGAAACCAUAUAAAUGCCUGGAGUGUGGGAAAAGCUACCGUGAGGGUAGAGACCUUACUUGUCAUCAAAGGAUUCAUACAGGGGAGAAACCAUAUAAAUGUCUGGAGUGUGGGAAAAGCUUCCGUGAUCGUAGGCAUCUUAAUCACCAUCAAAAAAUUCACGCAGGGGUCGAAUCAUGUAAGUGCCUGCAGUGUGGGAAGAACUUCAGUAAUAGUGGAAGCCUUGCUUCUCAUCAAAGAAGUCACUCAGGGGAGGAACCAUAUAAAUGCUUAGAGUGCGGGAAAAGUUUCACUCGGAGCUCCAGCCUUACUUACCAUCAAAUGAUUCACACAGGUGAGAAACCAUAUAAAUGCCUGGAGUGUGGGAAAAGCUUCAGGUGGAGUAGCCAGUUUAAAUCCCAUCAAAGAAUUCAUACAGGAGAGGAACCACAUAAAUGCUUGCAGUGUGGAAAAAGUUUCCAUGUCAGAGGAGAACUAAUUUCCCACCAAAGAAUUCACACAGGGGAGAAACCAUAUAAAUGCCUGGAGUGCGGGAAAAGCUUCAGACAAAAGAACCAUCUCACUUGCCAUCAAAGAAUUCACACAGGAGAGGAACGAUAUAAAUGCUUGGAGUGUGAGAAAAGCUUCAGAUGGAAGAGUCAGCUUACUUCCCACCAAAGUAUUCACACUGGGGAGAAACCAUAUAAAUGCCUUGAGUGUGGGAAAAGUUUCCGUGUCCGAGGAGAACUAACUUCACAUCAAAGAACACACACAGGGGAAAAACCAUAUAAGUGCUUGGAGUGUAGUAAAAGCUUCCGUAUCAGAAAAACACUAAUUUCCCAUCAAAGAAUUCACAUAGGGGAGAAACCGUAUGGGGAGGAGAUGCUCCCCGGGGGCGAUAGAGAGGGAGACAGCCCCCGUCCUAGAGAGGCAAAUGGGUGCCCCCGGCCCCCAAUGCAGCUGAGAUGGCUCCCAGGCCGGGUCAUCAGAGGCACCAGAAAGGGCCUCUCAGAAAGGCAGUGUGGGAGGGAAACGCCCCAGAAGGCACUGGGGCGCCAGAGACCCCCACCGCCGCCUCUGCCCACGCUCCACUGGGGUCAGUCCCCAAACAGCUGCCGGGAUCGCUCGCCAGUUGGCCCGGCCCUGCCGGUCCAGGAAGUCCUCUCUAGCUGGGCAUCCAGCUCAGCUCGGCGGAGGUUAAACUUGCAGCUUGCGAGCGGUUGUGCAACAGGAAAAACGCAUCUCGUUGCAGGGCAGAGUAGAGCAGCAGCCGAGCUGGUGAUGCUGAAAACUUUGCAAAGGGAGGCCGAGGAGGGGAGGAGCCGCCACCGCUGCUUGUGGAUGGUGGAGGUUACUAGAGCAUAUAACACCAGGGACCUGCAUCCAAAAACAGUCAGAGCUGGCAAAUCAGACAGAACUGCUGAAAGGGUCUCCUGGCCACCCGCACCACCUGAGCUUCAAGGAGCAGUGAUGAAUUCAGGAUCGCCCCCAGGCAUCCCAAUUUCAUCUGCAUCGAGUAUUAAUUUCAAGAAAGGCAGCAGCAGAAAAACACCCUGGAAGAUUCCUCCACUGUCUCCUCCGUGUGAUGAAGGGACAAGAGCCGCCAUGCAGCCAACUGGGGAUGGGGUGUCCUUUGAGGAGGUGGCUGUCUAUUUCACCCAGGAGGAGUGGACUCUGCUGCGCCGUGCCCAAAGAGCUCUCUACAAGGACGUCAUGCUGGAGAAUUUUAGGAACGUAGCCUCUCUGGAACCUCAGGUUGCCAAAACAGAUUUUAUAUCCUGCCUGGAAGUGGAGGAAGAAAUGUUUCUCAUGGGUUGUGAUGAAGAGCCGGGACUGGCAGGAGGAGCUCUGUGGAAGUCAGUGAAUGAAGUAAAAGAACUCCCAGGGAUGGAGAGAGAAUAUACAUCUUCAAAUGUGAAGAAGAAUUUUGAAUAUUUGGAUGUACCAUGGACGGAGGAGGGAAAACAGCCACCUGAAGGGUGGAAUAAUUCCAGUCUUUUACAGGGUGGUAACUCUGUACUGCAGAAAAUCUACCAGGGAAACAAGAAGAAAGAGAGCACUGCGUGCAGGGAAAUUCAGAAAUCAAUGAUUAAUAUGAAAAGGAACACCUCUAAGAGAAAGAAAUUAUAUCAGUGUGUGGAGUGUAAAAAAGUGUUUGAGAGAAAAGACAGCCUAAUUUCCCAUCAAGGAACUCAUACAGGAGAGAAACCAUAUAAAUGUUUGGUGUGCAGGAAAAGCUUCCGUUACGUUUCAAACCUUAGCGUCCAUAAAAGAAUUCACACUGGGGAAAAAACAUAUAAAUGCCUGGAGUGUGGAAAAAGCUUUCGUAAUAGUGGGAACCUUGUUUCCCAUCAAAGAAUUCACACCGGGGAGAAACCAUAUAAAUGUCUGGAGUGUGGGAAAAGCUUUCAUCGGAGUGAUAGCCUCACAGUGCACCACAGAGUUCACAGAGGGGAGAAACCCCACAAAUGCCUGGAGUGUGGGAAAAGCUUCAAAUUGAGUGAAGGGCUUAUUUCUCACCGAAGAAUUCACACAGGGGAACAGCCAUAUCAGUGCCUGGAGUGUGGGAAAAGUUUUCAUGCCAGAGGAUCACUAAUAUACCAUCAACAAACUCAUAUGGGGAAAAAACCAUAUAAAUGCAUGGAGUGUGGGAAAAGUCUCAGUGAUCAUGGAAGGCUUACUGUUCAUCAAAGGAUUCAUACAGGAGAGAAACCAUAUAAAUGCCUGGAGUGUGGAAAAAGCUUCCGUGAGGGUAGAGACCUUACUUGUCAUCAAAGGAUUCAUACAGGGGAGAAACCAUAUAAAUGCCUGGAGUGUGGGAAAAGCUUCCGUGAUAGUAGGUAUUUUAAUAAGCAUCAAAAAAUUCACGCAGGGGAGGAAUCAUGUAAGUGCCUGCAGUGUGGGAAAAGCUUCAGUAAUAGUGGAAGCCUUGCUUCUCAUCAAAGAAGUCACUCAGGGGAGGAACCAUUUAAAUGCUUGGAGUGUGGGAAGAGUUUCAGUUGUAGGCGCAACCUUACUUACCAUCAAAUGAUUCACACAGGGGAGAAACCAUAUAAAUGCCACUGGAGUAAGUGGAAAAGCUUCCAGGUGGAGGCCAGUUUAAAAUCCCAUCAAAGAAUUCACACAGGAGAGGAACCACACAAAUGCUUGCAGUGUGGAAAAAGUUUCCAUGUCAGAGGAGAACUAAUUUCCCACCAAAGAAUUCACACAGGGGAGAAACCAUAUAAAUGCCUGGAGUGCGGGAAAAGCUUCAGACAAAAGAACCAUCUCACUCGCCAUCAAAGAAUUCACAAAGGAAAACCAUAUAAAUGCCUGGAGUGUGGGAAAAGCUUCAAGUGGCAUAAGCAGCGUGUUUCCCACCAAAGAAUUCACUCAGGGGAAGAACCGUAGAAAUUCCUGGAAUGUGGGAAAACGUCUCUGACAGAGGAGCACUAAUUUACUAUCAAAGAACUCCUAAAAGGGAGAAACUACAAAUGCCUGGAAUGUGGAAAAAGCUGCAGCAGAGUGGAAAGCUUACUUCCCUAAACUGGAGUUACCAUUUUCUUUUGUGGAAUGUGGAAAAAAUGCCAGUUAGCAUGACAGUCUUUUUCCCAAUCAAAGAAUUCACAUGGGAGAAACCAUAGAAGCAUUUGGUGUGUGAAAAGACAUUUAAUCAGAUGAACUGGCUUACAUUAUUAGCAAGUAAUUCAAUAGCUGUAAAAUAUGUAUUUCAGUAUAAUUUCAUAAAAUGUUUUUAGAGAAUAAUAGGCAAAAUCUUAGACCAGGGGUGUUCAAGCUUUUGGGCUUGUGGGUACAUUUGGAAUUCUGACACAGCAUGGGCUGAUACCACCACAAAAUGACUGCUGAAAAUAUUAAAUACUUAGGAAUUGUAUUAGAAAAGAAGAAUAGUAAUUUAUGCCCCCAAAAACCCCCUGAAAGGAUCUGGAAAGAAAUUAAACAUGAUUUAGGCAAUUGGCAGAAGCUUACAGUUUCGUUGUUGGGUAGAAUAGCCAUAGUUAAAAUUAAUGUCCUCCCAUGAGAGCCUUGGCUACUGCAAGAUGUAAUGUGCUGCCAUCAGCUCUGCUGGAGGGAAGAUUUAAGAAUAUGGAACGUUCUAAAAGAGUUUGUUCAUGUGGU
Messenger RNA from Sphaerodactylus townsendi, 5364 nucleotides. RefSeq names its product zinc finger protein 624-like. The record is from RefSeq and is a predicted model, not a curated record. Lineage: Eukaryota; Metazoa; Chordata; Lepidosauria; Squamata; Sphaerodactylidae. Gene Ontology annotation, biological process: regulation of DNA-templated transcription.